GGCGGUCGUUAUCUGACCGCCGCGGGCACAUGUCGAUGGCUGUUCGAUCGAAUCGGUUGCUCAGCGGUUCCCGGAUACCGCUGCUCUUGCUCCUGGUCCUUCUAGCCGGCACACUUCUCAUCGUCCACCGUGUCUCCCGCUCACCGAUCCUCAAUCAGUACACGAUCCUGCGCGACCAUCUGGAGCAACAUCCAUCCACCGGCUCCAAUUCACGCACCAUUCUCAUUUGGAAUGAAUUCUUCGGGGAUCCACGCUGGAAACUAUCCUGGGACACUCUGGGUCCGCAGGAGCUGCACGAUGAACUCCGGUGUCCAGUCUACACCUGUGAGUUGAGCAACAAACACGACUAUCUGCCCAGUGUGGACAUGUACGAUGCCAUUGUCUUCCAUGCCGCCGAAAUGUAUCCCAUUCUUAAAUCCAUUCCUUCGCAACGGAGUCCCCACCAAGCCUAUGUCUUUGCUUUGAUGGAACCACCCGGCGAGACGAAGCAUCGGCUGGACGAUGAGGUUGGUUUCUACAACCUAACGAUGACCUAUCGCCUGGAUUCGGACAUUGUGUGGCCCUACGGUCAGUUGGUGGACACGGAAACGGAUCUGGUGGUGGCUCCCAGUUCGAAUCCUCACUGGAGGAAACCCCCAACUGGCUAUAAUAAAUCGGAAAUUUGGAAUCUCUGGCCUGGAAAGACGAAGACGGCUGCCUGGUUUGUUUCCCAUUGCCAGACACUGUCCAAGAGGGAGGUCCUGGCGGAGAAACUGAAGGAAUUCUUUACGGUAGAUAUUUAUGGAAAAUGUGGAACCCUCAGUUGCGCUCGCGGAGAUCCUUAUUGUGAUGAGAUGCUGGACACGGACUACCUCUUCUAUUUGGCCUUUGAGAACUCCAUUUGCGAUGACUACGUUACGGAGAAGUUGUACUCUGCUCUACGGCGUAACAUUAUACCCGUGGUGUUUGGUGGAGCGGAUUACUCCAGAAUACUGCCACCACACUCGUAUAUCGAUGCCAAUCAGUUCGAGACUGUGGCCGACUUGGCCCUCCAUAUGAACUAUGUGGGCGGGGAUCCGGCCGAGUAUGUUAGCUACUUUUGGUGGCGGGAACACUAUAGUUUGGCCAGCAAAUCACCAUUCUGUGACCUCUGCGCCCGCCUGCAUGACCCCGCCUUUAAGUACAAGUCACAGGUGUACGGUGACAUACAGUCCUGGUGGUUCAACAGUUGUCGACUGAAGAGUGGCAUUCAAUUGUGAAAGAAUUUCUCCAUUCGAAAUGGAAAGAGACAGCUUUAUGGACAGACCACCAAACCGAAUGAAAUGGCCUGUGACGGGGGAAAUAGUCUGCAAUUUCUCUCUAACCGGGGAUUUGGUUUGUUUUCGUUUCCGUGGGAUUACAUAUAUACCUAGGUCCCCACCUAGGUGACAUGUCAAAUUGACAACCAAUCCCCGAUAUUUGUGUUAAGUAUGCGCCGAUAAGAUAGUGCCGCCCAAACCCAUUGUGUAUAUACGUUUAAUUUGGUCUAAUGUGUUGCCGUGACUCACAUGGCCGGCUCUUAAUUACGAUCUUUAUCACCAAAAAAUAUAAGUCACAACAAAUACAAGAACACACACACCUGUUAGUCAGUUUUAUCGGAAAGGGCCUGGAUACAGGGCAAUCAUUCACCUCUGACAUAAAAUCAAAUAUAAGUUAUCUAUUGUAUAUUUAAGGCUUAGGAAUAAGUAUACAUUUAUUAUAAAACGUAUGAAACUAAAUAGUGCCUUUAAUUUAA
Messenger RNA from Drosophila bipectinata, 1753 nucleotides. RefSeq names its product alpha-(1,3)-fucosyltransferase C (gene FucTC). Gene Ontology annotation, cellular component: membrane. Gene Ontology annotation, molecular function: fucosyltransferase activity. Lineage: Eukaryota; Metazoa; Arthropoda; Insecta; Diptera; Drosophilidae. The record is from RefSeq and is a predicted model, not a curated record.